UCCAGUAAACAAAAACACGUUGUACUUUUAUUAAAUAAUUUCGGUAAAAAAAUUAAUAAUAUUUUAAAAAAUUAUUGAAUGUUUAAACUUAUUUUAAAAUAAAAACCCUACUGAUUCUGAAUUCUGAAGUACUACUUUAAAAAAUGGGUAAACAAAAGAAAACACGUAAAAUACAAAAGCAAAGAUUAGCUCAACUAAAAAGACUUAUUAAACCAACAGAUGAUCGAAUUAAAGAAGAGUUACGUGUUAUUAGAAAAAAACCAGAAAAUCCUCAUAAUCUUAAAAUAAAUGAUGCUCCUCAAGUUAGCUCAGCUUUAUUUUUCCAAUAUAAUACACAACUUGGACCACCAUAUCAUAUACUUGUUGAUACAAAUUUUGUUAAUUUUAGUAUUAAAAAUAAAUUAGAUAUAAUUCAAAAUAUGAUGGAUUGCCUCUAUGCAAAAUGUACACCAUAUAUAACUGAUUGUGUUCGAGCUGAAUUAGAACAAUUGGGUGCAAAAUAUAAAUUAGCCCUAAGAAUUAUAUCUGAUCCAAGAUUUGAAAGAAUCCAUUGUAUGCAUAAAGGUACAUAUGCUGAUGAUUGCAUAAUUAACCGUAUAACACAACAUAAAUGUUAUAUUGUUGCUACAAAUGAUAAAGAUUUAAAAAAUAGAAUUAGAAAAAUUCCAGGUGUACCUAUAAUGUAUGUUGCAUCGCAUAAAUACGCUAUUGAAAGAAUGCCGGAAGCAUAUGGUGUUAAAGGCAAUUGAACAAAUAAUUCUAAAACACUCAAAUGGUCAUUUUAUAUGUACAUAUUUUAAAAUUGAAAUCAUGUGAAAUAAUGUUUUUCUGGAUAAAGAUAUUAAAAUAAAAUAUCAGUUUUGU
Molecule: messenger RNA, 864 nt
Organism: Condylostylus longicornis
Lineage: Eukaryota; Metazoa; Arthropoda; Insecta; Diptera; Dolichopodidae
Gene: Bka
Product: rRNA-processing protein FCF1 homolog
Exons: 2
Coding region: 144-749 (201 amino acids)
Cellular component (GO): small-subunit processome; nucleolus
Source: RefSeq, a predicted model, not a curated record